Molecule: messenger RNA, 1263 nt
Organism: Tarenaya hassleriana
Lineage: Eukaryota; Viridiplantae; Streptophyta; Magnoliopsida; Brassicales; Cleomaceae
Product: autophagy-related protein 18e
Exons: 5
Coding region: 68-1213 (381 amino acids)
Biological process (GO): protein localization to phagophore assembly site; nucleophagy; autophagy of mitochondrion
Cellular component (GO): cytosol; extrinsic component of membrane; phagophore assembly site membrane
Molecular function (GO): phosphatidylinositol-3,5-bisphosphate binding; protein binding; phosphatidylinositol-3-phosphate binding
Source: RefSeq, a predicted model, not a curated record
UCGUGCUUCUCUGGCCGGCACUCAUCGAUCGUGGACAUCUCUUGGAUAUAGUUGUAGUGGAAGAAGAAUGGAUAACACGGUCUCUACACCCCGUGGAAUGCUUUCGCUUUCCAAAGCCGAAACUUCGGGCUCACUCAGGAAUUGCGGCAGUGAUGAAACAGGUGAACUGAAGGUACUGUCAGUGACUUGGAACCAGGACUGCAGCUGUUUUACCGCUGGGACCAAUCGUGGUUUUUGCGUAUAUACGUCUAAGCCCUUUAAGGAGAGUCGCAGACAUGAUCUGAAGGGCUGCGGGUUUAAAAUCGUCGAGAUGCUCUUCCAAUCCCACCUCUUUGCGCUUGUGGGUGACGGAUCUAACGAUACUCUGUACCCUUCGAACAAGGUCUGGAUUUGGGAUGAUCACCAGGAUCGAUGCCAUUGCGAACUUGCUUUUAGAUCUGAGGUUGUAUCCGUGAAACUGCAGAGGGAUUGCAUUGUGGUUGUCCUGCAACACAAGAUCUAUGUGUACAGUUUCAAUGACCUGAAGGUCCAACGUCAAAUCGAAACUAUCAUGAAUCCGAAAGGAUUGUGUUGCAUUUCUCACCAUGUGACAGCGAACAUCCUGGCUUGUCCAGGGCUCGAUCGAGGACAGGUUCAGGUCCAUGACUUGGGACGGAAAACUACUAAAAUUAUUGAUGCCCACGAUUCUGCUGUGGCCUGCAUGACCCUGACCCUUGAUGGAACUCUUCUGGCUACUGCUAGUACCAAAGGAACUUUGAUCAGAAUUUUCAACGCAAUGGACGGAACUCGCUUACAAGAGUUGCGAAGAGGAGCAGAGAAAGCAGCGGUUUAUAGCAUCGCGAUCUCUCAAAAUCUGAAAUGGGCGGCCGCAUCAAGCGACAGAGGGACUGUACAUGUCUUUCAUCUGAACCUAUCCAUUCAGAGUCUAUCCCCUACAGCAGUGCAGAAUCGAAAUUCCUCCGAUACCACAUAUCCCAGUACCAACCCCGGUUCAUCGUUGUCAUUCAUGAGGGGGGUCCUGCCGAAGUACUUCCACUCAGAACGGUCAUUUGCUCAGUUCUCCUUGCCGGAAUCCACAAAGUUCAUUGCAGGCUUCGGAUCAGAAAACACCCUUCUUCUUGUUGGCAUGAAUGGAAGUUUCUUGAGGUGUAGGUUCGAUCCUGUCGGAGGAGGGAAGAUGCUGGAGCUUGAACACAAACGCUUCUCUUCGUGACCGAAACUAAGUCCAGUGAGACAUUUCUUCUUGUUACCUCGUUUCCAAGA